Knipowitschia caucasica is the source of this 1128-nucleotide messenger RNA. The record is from the annotation of a GenBank genome assembly. Lineage: Eukaryota; Metazoa; Chordata; Actinopteri; Gobiiformes; Gobiidae.
AUGGACUGGUCUCAGAGGUGGACAGGUCUCGGAGGUGGACUGGUCUCAGAGGUGGACUGGUCUCAGAGGGGGAAUGGUGUCAGAGGUGGACUGGUCUCUGAGGUGGACUGGUGUCAGAGGUGGACUGGUCUGUUGGAGGUGGACAGGUCUCGGAGGUGGACUGGUCUCAGAGGUGGACUGGUCUCAGAGGUGGACAGGUUUGUGGGAGGUGGACAGGUCUCGGAGGUGGACUGGUCUCUGAGGUGGACUGGUGUCAGAGGUGGACUGGUCUCAGAGAUGGACUGGUCUCAGAGGUGGACAGGUCUCGGAGGUGGACUGGUCUCAGAGGUGGACUGGUCUCAGAGGGGGAAUGGUGUCAGAGGUGGACUGGUCUCUGAGGUGGACUGGUGUCAGAGGUGGACUGGUCUGUUGGAGGUGGACAGGUCUCGGAGGUGGACUGGUCUCAGAGGUGGACUGGUCUCAGAGGUGGACAGGUUUGUGGGAGGUGGACAGGUCUCGGAGGUGGACUGGUCUCUGAGGUGGACUGGUGUCAGAGGUGGACUGGUCUCUGAGGUGGACUGGUGUCAGAGGUGGACUGGUCUCAGAGAUGGACUGGUCUCAGAGGUGGACAGGUCUGUUGGAGGUGGACAAGUCUCGGAGGUGGACUGGUCUCAGAGGUGGACUGGUCUCAGAGGUGGACAGGUCUGUUGGAGGUGGACUGGUCUCAGAGAUGGACUGGUCUCAGAGGUGGACAGGUCUGUUGGAGGUGGACACGUCUCGGAGGUGGACUGGUCUCUGAGGGUGGACUGGUGUCAGAGGUGGACUGGUCUCAGAGGUGGACAGGGGGUGAGCCGCCUUCGUUACGUCCAAUCAGAACAGCUGUACUUCAAAGUGCCGCUGACAGCCGCACGGCAACAGCGAGGCUCACGCAGGAUGUUUGUUGAAGUAUCUGUGGAAGCGCAGCAGCAGAACCCACCGCAGCAGAACCCACCGCAGCAGAACCCACCGCAGCAGAACCCACCGCAGCAGAAGAGAGAAGCCGCUGGAGCAGAGCGUUUCCAAAACACCCCGCCCUCCCGCUCCCGGUGCUCAGACGCUUCCCCCUCUGACCCUCACAGCACGGCCCCUCCACUAAGUCUCUGUAAUUAG